AUGAAUAUCUUGUCAAGAAGGGUGUCUUUGAUCUACCUCCUCCGCAUCACUUGUGAGACCAUCUUCGAAUCCCCCAUCCUCCUCGAGUCUUCGUUCUCGCUCUACUUACAGAUAGAAAACAAUAGAGAUACCUUCAUUAAGGCGUACUUCGACCACGUCCACCCCUUUGCUCCUGUGAUCAAUAGGGCUGAUUUCAUUCGUGGUUAUCAAUCCGGAGACUGCUCUCUGUUCCUGCUUCGCGCUAUGCUGAUCCCAGCCAGUCUUCAUGUGCCAGUCGAUGUGCUAUCCGCCUGCGGCUUUGCCAGCCGAUCAGCCGCGCAGGAGGCCCUCUUCUCCAAGGCCAAGCUACUCCACGACUUUGCCGCCGAAGAUGACCCGCUGUUGAUGCUGCAAGGGUCCAUGAUCCUAUGCGUGGUGAUUCUCGACCACCCCAGCGACAGGGACUUUGGCUACUGGUUCCACAACGCGAUCCGUCUCGCCACCAAACUUGACCUACGCAACAGGUGCGUUCGGGAGGACGGGUCCCGCGAAGUCCUAAAGUUACGCACACGGCUGCUCGAAAGCACCGCCGCUAUCAAGCCUCUGACGGAAGAUGACUGGGAGACGGAGGAUGGCUCGGAAGCAUCACCAGGCCUACUACCGAUGGCCAUGUGCCAGCAGAAAGCCUCGCUUGUUGCUCACUGCGAAUUGGGUCAAAUAUUCGGACAAUGUUUGACCAUUGUCACAAACAAGCCACAGCAGGAUCUUCGCCAAAUAAUGAACCGACUCGACGCAUGGCGCGAGUCUCUCGCUGCCAAGAUGCACCAGUCCCGGCAUGCGGCAUGGAGAGAGUGGGCCAAAGAACGGCUUCGAUCCGCUAUUCUAGAGUUGAACACGAUUACCAUGAGGGUGUUGACGAGUGGUAUCCCCCUUCAGGACUUUCCAAUUUCUUUCAUAACCACAAUAACUGCGCUGCUUGCUCUACAAAUCGAAUCGGCCCUCGAUCCAGCCGAGAAAGAUAUAGCCCGUUCCAUGGCUCGGAUAUCGAUCAGCCAGACAAUGCUUGUGCUCACCCAGGGAAAAGAAAUACCUGCCCUGAAGAGGGCGCUGCCGGUUUUUGAGGAGAUUCUUGCCAAUGAAAAUCUGUACCUGGUUCCGCCUAACAUUCCCGGUCAAGGACCUGCGCAGUCGCAGCCACAAGAUCAUAACAUGACAGACGAGUACGCUUCGCCGCACACACAGGUUGGCGUAGUUUCGUCUCAGUCGGAGCAGUGUGAGGAUAAUCCGUCGUUCUAUGGGGAUUUCCUAGGGUUUGAUUUCUUGGACGAGUGGCAGAUUGGGCAACUGGGUUUUACUGGCCGAUGUUGA
Messenger RNA from Scedosporium apiospermum, 1347 nucleotides. RefSeq lists its product as uncharacterized. NCBI's taxonomy places the organism in Eukaryota, Fungi, Ascomycota, Sordariomycetes, Microascales, Microascaceae. The record is from RefSeq and is a predicted model, not a curated record. Gene Ontology annotation, biological process: DNA-templated transcription. Gene Ontology annotation, molecular function: zinc ion binding; DNA binding. The coding region runs from base 1 to 1347 and encodes 448 amino acids. The transcript has 6 exons.